Bursaphelenchus okinawaensis is the source of this 1663-nucleotide messenger RNA. NCBI's taxonomy places the organism in Eukaryota, Metazoa, Nematoda, Chromadorea, Rhabditida, Aphelenchoididae. The record is from the annotation of a GenBank genome assembly.
AUGUCUUACGAACUUGGAAGUAUAAGCAGCGCCGAAGAUGUUAAUGGUUAUGAUCUGACAGAAGUAAGUUUAUGAUGUUGCUGUCGAUGUGUGUUUAGGAAACCGUCGAGACAGUGCACGGAACAGUGAAAGUUGUGAUCUAUGGAGAUCGAACCAAGAACGCGGUCGUUACUUUCCAUGACAUUGGACUUGAUGGUAUGUUUUUUAAGUUCGGUUACUUUUGAGGUUAUGGAUUUUUUUGUAAAUCCGAUGUUUGUAUAUAUUUGUAAGUUUUUUCUUAUUGUUAUAUUUUUAGCCAAUGGGAAUUUUCAAAAUUUCUUCCAGUUUGGUACGGCUACUGAGUUUAGCGAGGCGUUUUGUGUAUAUAAUAUCAAUGCUCCUGGACAAGAAUCUGAUGCCAAAGCUUUUCCUGACGGGUAAGGGUUUGUGUUUUAUGAUAAAGAUAUAUUUUAAAUAAAGUUUUAAUAGUUUUAAAUUGUUCAUUUUUUUAGGUAUGAAUUUCCGUCAAUGGAAGGCUUGGUCGAUGUCGUAGAUGCUGUAGUCAGACAUUUCCACAUUAAAUCUUUCAUUGGCUUUGGCAUUGGAGCUGGGGCUAAUGUUCUUCUGAGAUAUACGGUUAUUUUUUUCUGAAAUUUUAUACUUGUUACCUAAAACGUCAUUAUAUGUUAUUAAAAUAUUUUGUAUUUUUUAAAAUUUGAAUUUUUAAUCACUUUCUUAAUUAAAAGUAGUACAAAUGUAAUUUUAGCUGAAGAAUCAGUCGAAAGUGGAAGCUCUGGUGCUGAUUAAUGCUGUCAUCUCUCGUGCUGGAUGGAUCGAAUGGGGUUAUGAGAAGGUAAUUUAUAUUUUCUUUUUUAUAAAUAUAAUAGGUAUGUUGUAGGGUUUAUGUACGACAUAUUGUAGAGUUUAGGUAUGAUAUAAUAUUUUUAGUUUAACAUCAAGUCGCUCCGUUCUACCGGAAUGAACAAUGUUGUAGUAGAGUACCUGUUGUGGCAUUACUUAGGAAAACGACUCGACGAAGUUAACCAAGAUGUCAUCAACCAAUAUAGGAACAUGAUCUAUACCCAUCCUAAUCCCGGAAACUUGGCCAUGUAUAUGGAGGCUUACUUAAAGUAGGUUUAGUUUCAAGGUUUUGUAUUGGAUUUAAAUUUUUUUUAAAUUAGGUAAUACGAACGGUAAUACGAUUUAAAAAUUUAAAACUUUAGUCGCAGUGAGAUUGUUGUCCAACAACCAGCUAACGGAUCGGCUUCGGUUCCAAACCAGCCCAUCCUGAAGGUACCCAUCCUUCAAAUGGUCGGGUCUCGCUCUGGCUUCUUGGAGGAGACAGUCGACCUGCACUCCAAACUGGACCCAUCCAGGGCCGAAUGGAUUAAAGUGUCAGAGUGUUGUGGUCUGGUGUUGGAUGACAAACCUGAUAAGGUCACUGAAUCACUCUUGCUCUUCCUUCAAGGUCUGGGAUACUGUAAGUUGCAUUGUCUUUUGAAUUACAUGUAGUUUUUUAAAAUGGUGAACAUUCCUUUAAAAGUGAUUACAAUGUGUGUCAAAUGUCGUUUUAGUCACUCAUUUGAAUGUUCGCAAAGUGGUCGAUAAGCUGGCUUCUCUGUACGAAUAUGGCCGCUCAAACGAAUGCGGAAUCCAGAACGUUAACGAACAUUCCGCAUUUUAA